CCAUAUGGACCUACAAAGCGGCUUGCAGCUGGGUGCUAUGAUUAAAUGUAGCACAGGGCGUAUGCUCUCCUACUUAGGGUACGGUUGUUAUUGUGGACUCGGAGGGAAAGGCUGGCCACGGGACCGCACAGAUUGGUGCUGCUUUAAUCAUGACUGCUGUUAUAGGAAAGCGGAGUCUGUUGGUUGUCGUCCCAAGUCUCAUACCUACAACUGGUAUUGCAACAAAGCCAAAGAAACACCGAGAUGUAGGGUACGCAAUAACAGAUGUCAAGAGAAGAAUUGUGAAUGUGAUGUGACGUUCUCAAAUUGCUUAAAGAGGGCGAAUUACCAGAUGAGAUAUGCGUUCUGGCCCAAUUUCCUUUGUGGCAAUUCAGAGCCAAAGUGUUAAGGCCUUGGGAGAGAAAAAUCGAUGCCUAUUGUGAAUUGUUAAUUAUGUCUGAGCAUGAAACUAGCUUUGAUUUAACUCAGUAUAAGGAGUCAGCAACAAAAGCUUUUCACUGUACCUCGGUACACAUGACAAUAAACGGAAAUAAAACCAAAAAA
Molecule: messenger RNA, 543 nt
Organism: Amblyraja radiata (thorny skate)
Lineage: Eukaryota; Metazoa; Chordata; Chondrichthyes; Rajiformes; Rajidae
Product: phospholipase A2-like
Exons: 3
Coding region: 5-388 (127 amino acids)
Biological process (GO): arachidonate secretion; phospholipid metabolic process; lipid catabolic process
Molecular function (GO): phospholipid binding; calcium ion binding
Source: RefSeq, a predicted model, not a curated record